AUGCCUUUUCCGACAAAUGGCUCUGCUCCUACUGCAUCGGCUACGCGCGCUUCGGCGUACCUCUCUGUGUACACGAUGGAUUCAGACGAGCUGUCUGUGUUGACAUUGAAAGCCAGUCGUGGUAUUGUGGCCACCAUGCAGACCAAUGCGAUGUGGUACUCAAGCGGCCACCUGGUCGACGGACUGGAAAUGCGCAUACAUGUAUUCAACGCGCCUUCGACCGAGAUGUCGAGGGUCGUUGGCGUUGCUCGGAUCAUACAGUUGUUGCUCCAGACAGAGUUCGACUGGAUUCUUCUCCACAAAGUCAAUCUUCUGAUGAAUUGA
Messenger RNA from Plenodomus lingam JN3, 324 nucleotides. The record is from RefSeq and is a predicted model, not a curated record. Lineage: Eukaryota; Fungi; Ascomycota; Dothideomycetes; Pleosporales; Leptosphaeriaceae.